Molecule: messenger RNA, 4034 nt
Organism: Cyprinus carpio (common carp)
Lineage: Eukaryota; Metazoa; Chordata; Actinopteri; Cypriniformes; Cyprinidae
Product: protein FAM83B
Exons: 5
Coding region: 339-3131 (930 amino acids)
Biological process (GO): epidermal growth factor receptor signaling pathway
Cellular component (GO): cytoplasm; membrane
Source: RefSeq, a predicted model, not a curated record
UUUGCAUGUGAAAGUCCCCACCCUUCACCAGGUUCUCAGCACUGCUCCUGUUCAGACACAUUCAGUUGUUGUUUUUUUUUCUUUUUCAGAGACUAACAAAGCUCCUUUAGCUUGUGACAUACCUCAUCUUUACUGGUACAACACGGGAUAAGAAUGCUAAGAGACACAGCAUUAUUAUUUCUUCUUAAGUAAGUAACUUUUUACAAAUGGCAAAGACUUGAAUGACAUACUCGAUGUUACUGAAGUACUGAAUUGUUUGGAGCCAGUGGAAGAAAGCUGCAGAGAUAACAGGUAGCAAAGGCUGUACAGCGUUUUGAGGAAUCCAAAUCGACACAGUGAUGGAAUCCGAUUUUUCACUACUGUCCUCCUCAAAGGGAGAGUUCAAGGAGGAAGAUUACAUACAGCCACAUUACAAGGAAGCAUAUCGGUUAGCCAUCGACUGCCUGGUCAAAGAGGGAGAAGCUUCUUAUCGAAAUUUCAUCAAAGAGGAAGGCAUAUGCGGUUUCCUCUCUGAGGAGGAAAUCAACCAUAUUACAGAGAGCGCUGUGCAGCCCCCCACCAGCAACCACUCAGAGGAAGUGGACUGUCUGCAGGAUGAUACAUCCUCCACAGGCACAUACUGGCCCACUCACUCUGACACUGACCCGCCAAACCUGGAUUUAGGCUGGCCAGACGUCCCGCACAGAAGGCUCGAGACCAACAUAGACCUGCUGUUCCACCCACCGAGGCAAAACAGCCCCACUAUCAAGGAAGUGAUCCGCAAACAAAUACAGGAUGCCAGGCAGGUCAUUGCAAUCGCAAUGGAUGUUUUCACCGACGUGGACAUCUUUAAAGAAGUGGUGGAUGCCUCAGUCAGAGGUGUCCCUGUCUACAUUCUCCUCGAUCACAAUCACUUUAAAAGCUUUCUCAAUAUGAUAGAAAAACAAGACAUCCAAAUCCAGAAACUGAGGAAUAUGAGGAUACGCACAGUGAAAGGCCAGGAAUAUUGUUGCAAAUCUGGGGUAAAGUUCCAUGGAGGAAUGGGGCAGAAAUUUCUUCUUGUUGACUGCCAAAAAGUAUUUUUUGGAUCAUACAGCUUCAUGUGGUCUUACGAGAAGAUCAACCUCAGCAUGGUUCAAGUUAUAACAGGCCAAUUAGUGGAGACUUACGAUGAGGAAUUUCGGACGUUGUAUGCUCGAUCGACAAUCCCAGCUCUGUUUCAGACUGCCAGUGUGAACCAGUGUGAGAUGAAGCCCAAUGGUAUAAUAGACGGAUCUCUGAUUCAUUCCAGCAAGCCCUUUGAAAGGAAAGAUCAUUUGAGGCACACGCUUGAUGCUGUUUACCGGCAAGCCUGCGAAAGGAGAUCAGGAUUCUCGGCACUGAGAGAGGUUGAAGAAAGACCACUUGUUACACCGCAUGCUCGAUUCCUUCAAGACACAUCAGAGUUUUACAAAAGACACAGCUACGCAGGAGAACGGCAGGAGCCUGCAUAUCUGCCAAAAUUGCCCAAGUAUGGCUCUAGUAAUUGGAACAUGGCAGCAGAUAGCAACCGUUAUGGCGGUUUCUCCAACAACGUGGACAACCAGUACGAAAGUUACGUCAUCAACCCGAUGUUCAGAGGCUCAAAUAUGCGCCAGUCUUACCACGGCCAUGACAAACAAAUUCUCAACAUGAGGCAAAACCUGCCCAGUUUAGCAAGUACUUCCAAGUCUUUCCUUCGGACAUGGAGGAUAGAGUCUUACCUUAAUAACAGCAACGAUGCACCUUACGGCGAGAACAAUGAUUAUCUGGACCAAUUUGAGGAAAAUAAAAUGGCUCCUCCACAACACUCUCGCAUCAGGUCAUCAGUUGUUUUCACGUCCACCAUACCGGAACAACCAGAGACAAACAGCUACUCCAAUAAUUCAGCAUCCUCCAACCACGAUCCGGCACGAAUUCAGUCAAACGCUCAGAUGUAUUCCUCAACCCAGUGGAAUCAGACAGCACAGCAUGAUGACUACUUGCUGAAGAGGCGCAGUUUACAGAUUUUAGAAAACUCAGGAAUUAACAUGACCUAUAACUCUGGAAGGGAUGCCAUAUAUGCAAGUUUAAACAGAGCCAAAAAUCGAUUUGCAAACAAGGAGCAUGACUACCAGCAAGAUGACAGAUACAAAAGGCACAGCUUGGCCGAUCCCAGGUGCAAGACAUAUAACAAUGACUUUAUUGAGCCCUCUAGUUACAUGUACGCAUCUUUACCUAGAAGACAGAAUGUCUGCAACGUGUCUGCAAACGAGAAUCCCAGAAAUGGAGCAUACACACCGAAUUUCAAAGAGGACCAGAGGUCUGUCUCACAUAAUGAUUUCCAAAAGGCAGAUGAGAGCAAAACUACCUCAGGAAAUAUAUGGCAAGAGCCUCCCACAAGAACUGUGUCAGCAUCACUUCUGGACACAGAGGACACUCAGCCUUCGAAACCAAACAGCGUAUCAUCGCAGCGUUUCUUGAAAAGGAGCACCAAGAAAAUAAAAUCCCUUCUUAACAUCCCACAAAAGGGGGACAACUCACCGAAAGGAAAGAACUCAGAAAGUCUCAAAAUGGGAAGCAGCACAGAUACGAUUCUCUCAGAUUAUGAUGACACAGUGCAAGGCAAGAAACACCAGGGUAGCACUGCCAAUUCCAUCAAGUCCGUUGAGAGCAGCAGACUGAAGCGAGCUAAUGGGAAGAUCCCUGGAGCCGAGAAUCACUCUCCUGUUCUGGCAGGAGAGGCAUCUGCGCCUCGGUUUAGCACCGAAGAGCUUCAUCCGUCUCACACACCUGCAAGUGCAGAGACUUCCAAAACACAGGAACAAUCCACGGUCAUUUCUCAGAAUGAGAAGACAGACUCGACACUAACCAGAUCGGAUCUGGUGUCAAAGCAGCAUGUAUCAGUAAACAGGCUGUAUAGCAGAUUUGAGCCGCUUUGCUCAUUUGAAAGCAGGGGUCCCACAACAGGCCAGCCUGCCUAUGUACCUGAACAGAGUCACGUAAGCGAGAAAACAAGGAAUUCUGUCUUUUUAAGAAGACAGCCCAUGAAUGAUCAUAACAGUUAUACAAACCAGCAGACGCAGGGACAUGACAAUAGAAUUGGCCGUUUCAUUCAAAGAGUUGGAAAUUUAAUACACAAGAAUAAGUACUGAAAUAACCAGUGAAAUGACAUUGAAGCUGAAGCAUGUCAUUUCUACACCACUAUAUUGACUAAAUGGCAUUGCAAAUAUUGCACAAAUAAGUAUUUUCAAACAGGUUUCUUAAGCACUAUUCUCCACCUUUCAGACUAACAGAUAGCCCUGCCCCAACUAUUGCCAAGGUUGUUAUGUCAGAAUGGCCGGGAUGCUCGUGCUCAAUGGCCUGUUGAAAUUGUCAUUGCAUAUUAAACAGGGAUAGGAUUAAAAAAAAAAAAAAAAAAAAAAAUUCCCCUUUUUGGCUUUGAAAAUGUGCAACAGUGAUGUUUACUUGAAUGCAUUGCCAGUGUUGAAGGUUUGCAAUAUAACUGGUGGAAAAUGCUGCAAGCACUGUUAAACUGUUACUUUGUAGUAGCUUUUGUUUUAUUAUUAUUAAUAUUAUUUGUACAUUUAAAAGGAAUGUUUUGUGUUGGGAUAAUGGGCAGACUGGGUUCAUCAUUUCUUUUAUUUGAGUAAUUGCCACUUGAAACAUUACCUAAGCAAUAAAACAAACAAAAAACAACAACACAAAUUUGUGCUUGCUGACAGGCUGUAGAAAACCAUCUAUGCUACUUUAAGCUUGCACUUCAGCUUGGACAAAUGCUUCUCAGAGAUAUCCCAGAUUGUUUAAAGUCUACAUUGAAAUGCUGGAACACAUACAAAGUAUACAGUAUAAUGUUGGUUUGUGGGUAAUUGGUGCUUAACUAUCUUUAAGGAUGACCACACUGCCUUUGCACUAUAUAUAGGUCAUGAUGUUGCUUGUGUUAACAUUGUUUGUGUCAUGAUUGAUCCAUUUUUUUUUUUUUUGCACACAAAUACGGUCACUAUUGCUUGUAUCCCAACAUGCUACUUACCAAAUAAAUUAAUGGUCAUUAAACUGAU